Messenger RNA from Rangifer tarandus platyrhynchus (Svalbard reindeer), 969 nucleotides. NCBI's taxonomy places the organism in Eukaryota, Metazoa, Chordata, Mammalia, Artiodactyla, Cervidae. The record is from the annotation of a GenBank genome assembly.
AUGGAGGCUGAUCUGUCUGACUUUAACAUUGAUGCCCCCCGUUGGGACCAGUGCACUUUCCUGGGGCGGGUGAAGCACUUCUUCAAUAUCACGGACCCCCGCACAGUCCUGGUACCAGAGCGGGAGCUGGACUGGGCCAAAGUGAUGGUGGAGCAGAGCAGGAUGGGGACUGUGCCCCCGGGCACCCAGGUGGAGCAGCUUUUCUAUGCUAAGAAGCUGUACGACUCGGCCUUCCACCCUGACACUGGGGACAAGAUGAACGUCAUUGGGCGGAUGUCCUUCCAGGUCCCUGGCGGCAUGAUCAUCACAGGCUUCAUGCUCCAGUUCUACAGGACGAUGCCAGCAGUGAUCUUCUGGCAGUGGGUGAACCAGUCCUUCAAUGCCUUAGUCAACUACACCAACAGGAAUGCGGCUUCCCCCACGUCGGUCAGGCAGAUGGCUGUUUCCUACAUCACAGCCACAACCACCGCAGUGGCCACUGCUGUGGGCAUGAACAUGUUGACAAAGAGAGCCCCGCCCCUGGUGGGCCGCUGGGUGCCCUUUGCCGCCGUGGCUGCAGCUAACUGUGUCAACAUCCCCAUGAUGCGCCAGCAGGAACUCAUCCAGGGAAUCUCUGUGAAGGACAGGAACCACAAUGAGAUCGGUCAUUCCCGGAGAGCUGCAGCCAUAGGCAUCACCCAAGUGGUUAUUUCUCGGAUCACCAUGGCAGCCCCUGGCAUGAUUCUGCUGCCGGUCCUCAUGGAAAGACUGGAGAAGCUGCGCGUCGUGCAGAGAGUCCGGGUUCUGCACGCCCCUUUGCAGGUUCUGCUGUCCGGGUGCUUUCUUAUCUUCAUGGUGCCGGUGGCGUGUGGGCUGUUCCCGCAGCAAUGUGAAUUGCCGGUUUCCUAUCUGGAACCUGAGCUCCAGGACACCAUCAAGGCCAAGUACAGAGAACCUGUGCCUUAUGUCUGCUUCAAUAAGGGCCUCUGA